This is a messenger RNA of Zea mays, 4992 nucleotides long. RefSeq lists its product as uncharacterized. Lineage: Eukaryota; Viridiplantae; Streptophyta; Magnoliopsida; Poales; Poaceae. The transcript has 4 exons. Bases 25 to 1143 code for a protein of 372 amino acids. The record is from RefSeq and is a predicted model, not a curated record.
UCUUGCAAGAGGCCGCAUGUGGACAUGUCUACUCGGACCACUGCGUUUACCAUUACCUACACGGCUACACCGUCGCCUAAUUUGCCAACGCCCGCCGCCGUUCCGAUGGAAACCGCCGCGCCGGCGCGCGUCCAAGCCCUCGCUGAGGCCGGCGUGUCCCGCCUCCCGGCGCAGUACAUCCAGCCGCCUGAGCACCGACCAACCCCCUCGCCUUCUCCUAUUGCCGCGGCGCUCUCCGUGCCGGUCGUCGACCUCUCAACCUCCACCGCCGACGACGCCGUCCGCGCCGCGUGCGCGGACUGGGGCGCCUUUCACGUGGUCGGCCACGGCGUGCCGGUGGAUCUCCUCGACGCGGUGCGCGCGGCAGGGCUCGCCUUCUUCCGCGCGCCCAUGGAGGACAAACUCCGGUUCGCCUGCGACCCGGCCAGGGGCGCCGCCUCGGAAGGGUACGGCAGCCGCAUGCUCGCCAACGACGACUCCGUGCUCGACUGGCGCGACUACUUUGACCACCACACGCUCCCGGAGUCCCGCUGUGAUCCCGCCCGCUGGCCCGACUUCGUCCCCGGUUACAGAGAUACUAUUGCAAAAUACAGCAACAGCAUGAAGGAUCUUGCUCAAAAAUUGUUGUGCAUCAUCUCAGAAAAUCUGAGCCUACCACCAUCUUAUAUACAAGAGGCGGUUGGAGAAGUUUUCCAGAACAUUACUAUUAGCUACUAUUCUCCGUGUCCACAACCUGAUCUUGCUCUUGGAUUACAAUCUCAUUCUGAUAUGGGCGCAAUAACACUUCUGAUACAAGAUGAUGUUGGUGGGCUUGAAGUAUUAAAGGAUGGAAUGUGGAUACCUGUGCCUGCUUUGCGUGAUGGCAUCCUUGUGAUUCUCGCUGAUCAGACAGAGAUCAUCACCAAUGGAAGAUACAAGAGUUCAGUUCAUCGAGCUGUUGUCAAUGCUGAGCAUGCCCGCUUAUCAGUAGCAACAUUUUAUGAUCCAUCAAAAUCAAGGAAAAUAUGCACUGCCCCGCAGCUUGUGAGUGAGAAUGAACCACAAAAGUAUCGGGAUGUAAUUUAUGGUGACUAUGUCUCAUCUUGGUAUAGCAAAGGUCCAGAGGGCAAGCGAAACAUCGACGCCCUCCUGAUUCAGCACUAGAGCCAUAGUUUUUUUUCCUGCUCAUGUGUUGAGGCCGAGUGGGCAUAGUAGUGUGCAAGGCGGAUGGAAGCAGCCAACCAACUUGACAAUGAAACUCUUGGCUCUGUCACCUGGUUGCAUCACCAAUGGUAUGUCCAUUACUCUGCCUAUUGCUGCCUCCUUAAUUUGAGCCUUUCUCUAUGUGGGGAACUGGGAUCUUUUGUUCUCUCUAUCCUUUCGAUACAAAUGGCUCUUGAAACUCAACCAAGGGGAUGAUGUUCUAACUAUAUUCCUUCAGAUAUCGCCAUUGAACAUGCUAGUGUAUCCCUUAGAGCUCUAGGUUUUGUGAUCCAGCCAACACCCUCUUAAAAAAACUCGGCCAGGGAGGGAAUGACCGCCCUCCCGGUAUAGUAUUAAGAAGAGACUGAAAUAUGGUCCUGGCCGAGAAAAACCCCCGAACCAUGGCUACCCAUCACUAGCGGGCCGUCACCGUCCAUUCUGCAACGGCCUAGCUGGAGGGUGGCACACAGACGUAACCCGAGAGUGGGCGGGGCACAGCGAGGAGAUUUUUUUAACCAAACCAGAAAUUAGCCCCUGAGGGGGAUCGAACCCAGGACCUGGAGGUGGUGCUACUCGGAAGCCUUGACCACUAGGCUAGAGUCCCUUUCGCCCAGUCACCACCCUCUUUCCGCUACAUUUUUGUUGGGAGAAUUCAUAUUCACUCUUAGGGGUAGUUUUAUAGAUAUACAUACUAUUUUUAGGACAUAAUUAACUAUUUGCCAUUGUAUUGCGGUCUGGGUCUAUGAAAUAUGAGUUUUAUGGUAAUUUUGCGGAGCCUAUUUUUUAUAAUGACAAAUAAUAACUUCUCUCUUUUUUUAAGUAUUCAUCGUGCAUCAAGUUGUUAUUCUUCGUACUUCAGCAAUACUACGUGGAUUUGUAUCCUCUGCCUUUUCUAAUCUAUGAAAAACUUUGUCAUACCACAUCUCAGUCGAACAGUUCUAACAAAUAGGCCAAGCCAGUUCAUCUAGGAAAAGAGGCCAAACUGAUUAUCUCACCCGGCCAAGUCGGUUUCUUCAGAUAAACUAGCCGGGCCUUUUUUUUUUUGCUACUAGAGUUUGCGUCUUUGCUGCAUUUUCUCUAUUUCAGCUGUGAUUUGCGCUAUUCUUGUUUUUGUGUUAUGCCUCUGCCCUCUGGUAUCUUUGAUCUUUGCGAGGCCAUAUGCUCAUGAAUUGGCGUAUGUGAUUUCCUUUUGGGUUUUAAGAGCGCUUGAGGUUGUUGGAACAAAGACUAAAUUCUCACGGUUGAAAAUUUUGAAUUGGCUCUCAUUCAACCCCUCCUCUCCCUCUGGUCGCCUGCUUGGUCCUUUAGUAAGACUAACUGUAGUUGAACUUAAGGAUGAGCAGGUGACAAGCCAUGGAUACCCUUAGAACAAUGGACCAAUCUAUGCCCAUCAUAAUGUAUGUAGUCACCCCUAAGUAGUCUAUUGAUCCCUCUAUCAUAAAAUAAAAUAUUUUAUUCAAACAAUGUGGCGGCUUCUUACAAUUCAUACACCAGCUUAAAUAUUGCAUCAUCUCUGAUUACUUGUGUAGAAAAAGUUCCCAUGGAAACCAUAUGGAACUCUUUGAGGCAAAGUAAUUUUUGCUACUGGCUCCUCUGAAAAUCUCUUAGCAUCAAUAAUAUAAACCUACGAAAGAGGAGGAAGCCGAUAAAUUAAUAAAUAUAUGAAAAUAAUGAUAAAUUGUGGCAUGUUUCAGUUUUACUACCUGAGAGAUGUUUGUUCUUUCGUCAUGGACAUAAGUGACUAGCCAUCCAUCAUCUUCGUCGAUUCCGUUUUCUUUCACAACAAACUGAACUCCAGAGCAGAACUGUUGCUCUUGCAAAGUGUGGUAUUCCACAAAGAUCAAUUGUUCGUUUUCCUGGAGAUUUUUCUGGUACUUUAGUUUGUACUAACAAAUAUAUAUUUGGCACUGUGUACAAUACUAAUAGUCACUAACCUUAUCCGGCGUGUCAAAGUGUAGCUUUGCUAUCAUAUUGAACUUAAACAAGCCUAUAUCAUUACACAGAAGUAAUUACAUACAACAUUGAUUCAAGUAAUCUAAAACAACAUGAAGAAAACGUUAAGAUUGCCAACAACUUAAAAACAUUUCAGAGAUCUCUGCAGUAAGUAUGUUACCUGUUUUACUGGUUUCCAACGAGUCAGCAACCUGAGCAUAUCCAUACUUGUUUUGAAUCCCCAUAAAUUUGUCAUUGAUGACAGGGAAAUCCAUUGCGACUUUCUCACUAGUAAUGUAACCUUCAUAUACACUAUGGUUUUCUAAAUUUAACCGCCACUCAUAAGGGCGAGAAAAGAGGAUGCCAUCCAGUGAAGGGUCAAAAUCUUCUGAAUCCUUGUCUGGCUGGAGAAAUGCUCUUCCAUACCAUUUUGAUUUGUCAGCUCUAUGACGUCCACUAGGGAGAAUAGAACCAAGCAGUCGACAGCCUCUGAUGACAACCUGUGCAUAUCCUUUUUGUCAAAGUAGAUAUAAAACAUGAAGAUAUGAACAACUCAUGAUACGUUAUUUCAUCCAUAGAAGGGAUAUUUUCGUAUGGAAGUUCGGAUUAUGAUGGUAUAUAUCUGUCAUGGUGUAUUUAGAUUUUAUAGGAAUUACCUCAUUUCCAUCCUCAAAGCAGUUAAACAAAUGGUAGCUGCAGUGGUUCUUGACAUCGAACCAUAUGAUGGACUCGGCAUCGCCAAAACGAGGCAUUACCCCGAACCGUGAUUUCCCAUCCAUAUCAUUUUCGAUAAGUCUAAAGAUAAACAUGCGCACAUUAUUAUGGCAGAAUUUGUAGUAUACCCCCAAAAUUAAAUGUGGUUCAAUUCCCACGGUAAAGAUGGUGCAUGCAGAGUCCACUCACGGCUUUUUUAAGAACACCCUGGAUAUGCCGAAUUUGAGAGGAUGGUCCAUUAUAAUAUUGUACCUACAAUUUAUGAAAUGGAAUAAUUGUUUAAGAAGAAGUGAUGUUUAAAAUAGAUCUAAAAACUGGAUUAAACAAAAUAAAGCAUAUAUACCUUUUAGUUACUCCAAUGUCAUGGAUGAGUUUCCCUUCCUCAAAUUUGAGAUCAACCUUAUGGACAAGCCUCUCGCCGUCAGCUUAUUCAUGUGACAGAGCAGCAAUAGUUAAAUGUGGCUGUGAUAGAGUUUGGAUGAUUUUUUUUUUCUUCUUGCACAAAUGGUAGUGUAUUGUAUCAGUGAGCAACUUACAUGAAAUUACUCCAAGCACGUAGUAAGGCUUUUCAGUAUUUGUCCCCAUCAUCACCAGUUCUCCACUCCCUUGAAUUUUCUGCACAAACAAGUCAUUAUGGGAGCAUGUGUGUUGUUGUUGAAGGGUUAUUUAGUUAUCUAAUAUGAAUCAAAUGCUCCAUUCCUGCGUGCAAAUUGACAAAUUGUGAACGACUUAUUGGUUUCUCUGAUAGAAAAACCAAUCCGGACAGGAGAAAGGAGCAGAGGUAGGAAUGAGAAGCGGAGGGGACGGGUAGAACGAAGUCUCCCUUUCCUUCUUGCAAGUUAGAAGUUUGUAGGAGCAACGUUUGACAUGUGCCGUUCCAUUACCUUGGGGUGACUAGUGAAAGGUUGGUUCCAAGCUCCAUUGACGCUGUAGGGUCCCAGUGUACUGAGAUUACUGAUGUUGAUCUCGUAAGGCAGAUGGUUCUCGGUGACAGCAAAAGCUCUUCCCGCGUGCUCGAAUAUGUUUGUAUUUGCGCUGUCCUUGACAGCUUUUCCAAAUCUCAACUGCAAUACACCAUGGAAGAAGAAGAAGAAGCUAGCGAUGUAGCAGUUGCUUUUCUGAUUUCCAAGAGAUUAUUGAAGCGGAUCUAUCUUAUUCUGUUCA